Molecule: messenger RNA, 917 nt
Organism: Tilletiopsis washingtonensis
Lineage: Eukaryota; Fungi; Basidiomycota; Exobasidiomycetes; Entylomatales
Exons: 1
Coding region: 207-671 (154 amino acids)
Source: RefSeq, a predicted model, not a curated record
CACAGCGCGCUCAACGCCAAUCCAGCGCUCCACGAGGCCCUGCACGGUGUGCUGCGCCUGGUACGCCGUGCCCACGACGGCACGGCGUGCGUCGCCGACGUGGCGCUCGAGGGCCGUGUGCGUCUCGACGAGCGUCACGGGCGGUGCGGGCUGCGAGUAGAUGGGCAGCUGCGGAUCGGGAGCGAUGAGUGAGGCGCGGCGAUGCGAUGUCAGUGGAGAGGCGCACCUUGUGCACGUUCGGCGGCUGCUGCGACUGCGACUGCGACGCCGAGGCCUGGUCGUCGGCGUACACGGGCGCAAAGGCGCCGCUCGAGGCACCGGCAGCCGUGGCGGCGGCGGCGGCAGCGAAGAGCGGCACGGCGCGCGAACGGAGCUGCAGCAGCAUGCGUGUCAGCCAUGAGGAUGCGCAGCCUAGGCAGAGCACGCACGAGAGCAGACAUGGCGGGCACGGCGGAACGAGGAGGGAGGAGCCAAGUGGAGAGCGAGCUGCACGCCGCUGUCUAGACGCGGCCGCGCCGCUCGACCUUCCUGAGCGGCUGGGGCUCGGGCCUGCCCGGGCGCGCACACGUGACCUGCCGCCGCCGCGCACGAUGACGCGCCGGCGCGCUGCCUCCUCGACCUCAGAGGGCUCGACUUGUCCUCUCGCAGAUGUUGACGGGAUAAGAGGGUGACAGGGAGACACACAAGUUGACCUGUGAUGCAGCCCCGAGCCUUGCAGCGUGUUUUUCGGCCCUUCAGACAUGUGAGACGCGCUCUGGCCUGCACAGCUAGCGAAAGCCGCGCGGAGCCACGGCGGCCUCGUGCUCUCGAUUGCUGGUGCCGCCGCUGCUGCUGCGGACGCAGAGCUUGGGCGAGCAGAUGCAUCCUCAUGUGGCCGUGUGCUGCAGCCAGAAGAUCGAAAGUGACAUAUCGAGGUC